Lingula anatina is the source of this 1719-nucleotide messenger RNA. RefSeq lists its product as uncharacterized. Lineage: Eukaryota; Metazoa; Brachiopoda; Lingulata; Lingulida; Lingulidae. The record is from RefSeq and is a predicted model, not a curated record. Gene Ontology annotation, molecular function: protein binding.
GUCACUCACCUGUCCAGGAAAUGCCAUGGAAUCCAUUCUGCUAAGCUGUCCAAGAACAGGAACCUGCUGGCAGUUGGAACUGGCCACGGAGAUAUUAUAGUCUAUGAUAUGAGGAGAGAUGUCAUGAAACCUGUCCGAGCUGUUAGGAAUGAAUCAGUGGAGGAUUCUGUCGUGGUGGACAUAUCAUGGAGUGUGACAGGCAGACGACUGGUCACCGUUGACAAAAAGGGGGCAGUCAAAGUCUGGUCCAUGACUCCAGGAGAGCUCUCCAGGACAGGCCUGAAGGCUUUGGAAUUGCAGGCAGAUGCAGAGAUGUUUGUGCCGCCUCCUCUCACUUUGCUGGCCAAACUACAGGCUGAUUCCAGAGACUUCAACUUUACAGCAGGAACAUUGUUUGAAAUGGACAUCCAGAAGGGCCUGCAGGGUCCAGUUUUGGCAGACUUUUACCCAGCGGUCUCUCUCAUGGGAUCUCAGUCUCAAGUGUGCGUUGCCUUGCGCAGUGGUGACAUACUCAAGUGCCACCUGGAGAGUAUGAUAACAGGAGCCGACGCAGAGCUCCAACAUGUGCCAAAUAUUUUACAGGAAAAGAUACCAGUGGAGGAGGAAGGAGAGAAGAGCACCAUAGGUCAGGGUGUCCCCGGGGAGUUGCUCCGCCAGCACAGGAGACCCCUGAUCCACAUGUGCUUCAUAGAGACCAUCAAGAAUAUGGUGACAGUGGACCAGGCAGGAUAUAUCAAUGUCUGGAGAUAUAGCAGGAGGCAGUUCUCCGAGUUCCAUUGGUUCACACCUUACAGGAAGUACAAGAUGAUGCUGUCCAAACGUGAAUAUGUACCUGUGCCAAAUGUAAAGUCUGAAGUUAUUUUCACUGAUAUGCAAACACAGCAUAGAAAAACCAGACAGGAAAUUGCCAGGGAGAGAGAGAAUGCUGAAGAACAAAUAAAGUCUUUAAAUCUUGGAAAUCCCUGGUAUUCAGACAGUUCUGACAAAGAUCGAGUGAAACUAGUCUACCCAGUCAGUAAAGACAUCCUGGAUAGUGAAGCUGGCGGGAUGUUUCAUAUUAUUAUCAAACACACCAAUACCAACCUACUGUCCACGUAUGGGACACGCUGCUAUAAGCCAGUGAUGGUGAAUUGUACCAAGUUGCUGCAUUGUAAGUCCAGUCCUGAUGGCACAUUAAUGGUGUUUGUGUUACUGUUCCCAGCUUUCAAGACUAAAGCCCCACAUUUGACUGUGAUAAGCCUGGAUUUGAUGACCAUGACUGUCCAAGAUGUUCGACUGAACGUUCCUCUGACAGAUGACCAGUACAGGAAGUGCCAAACUGGAGAUGCAAUAACAGACAGACACAAUGUGACUCAAUCUCCGUAUCUGUGCCUCGUUCUGAGUGGUUCUCUCACAGUGUACUCAAUGACCUCGGGGACACCUGUUUUACUUACAGAAGGUGCUGAUUCAAACCUGUCAGACUUCACCGGAUUCAGCCUCCAGUCUAGAUUACUGCAGAAUGUCAGCAGCAAUGCCCAGUUGUUGGUGUCGAUGUGGAAGGAUUAUGCCAGCAUCGUCUUUUACUCCAAGACCCUGGGCACCCUGACCAGACUGUUCCUGAACAGUAACAGUGAUGAGGAGAGAGACAGAGAAGUUCUAGAAGCCUGGAAAAACUGGUAUACAGAAAUCAGUUAUCCGACUGAACAAAUAGGGCCGGUUUUCCCCAACCGCCACGCUUAG